UAUAAGCACAUGAUAAUCUUAUCAUAGAUACUUUGAUUUUUUUUUUAUCACGAUUUUGAAAUGUUAGUCACGUGUCACAAAAUAAAUAGAAUUAGUGAGAAUGAUAUAAAUCAACGAAACUUGAGGAGAGUAAGAUCAGUAAUGUUAAAAUGUGAAAUGGUAUCGACUCUGUGCGGCAUAACUGAGUGAUUCGAUUUAAAUUUGUUUUUGCUAAUCACGUAUGGAUAAAGGUUUUAUUUUUGUGUACGGAAAAUGACUGCAGCACCGAACACAAGCACAAGCAAACCUCCAGGUAUCGAAUUUGUAAUUGGAGGAUUAGCGGCAGUGGGAGCUGGAUUUUUUACAAAUCCAGUUGACGUAAUUAAAGUACGUCUACAAUUACAAGGGGAAUUAGAAGCACGAAACACGUACAAAAAAAUAUAUAAGAACACUGCGCAUGCGGCAUAUUUGAUAGCGAAACAUGAGGGUAUAUUCGCUUUACAAGCUGGUAUUGUACCAGCCCUUUAUUUUCAAGUGGUUCUCAAUGGAAUACGGUUAGGUGUUUAUAACACGGCAAAGAAGUAUGAGCUUAUUACUAACAAUAAAGGGAAUACCGACAUCUUAAAAACUGUAAUGGUAACCGGAACAGCUGGAUGUGUAGGAGCUGUUCUUGGUAGUCCUUUCUAUAUGAUAAAAACGCAAUUACAAUCACAAUCGGCACAGUCUAUAGCUGUUGGAUAUCAGCACAAUUAUUCGGGUACCUGGAUUGCGAUUAAAUCUCUGUGGAAAGAAGGUGGCAUUUUCGCUUUGUAUCGUGGCUGGUAUGCCAACGUACCACGUAUUUUUGUUGGAUCUGCGACACAGUUGACUACCUUUGGAUUAACCGCGGAUUGGCUACGCUCGUUAAAAAUAUUUACAGACCAGCCACUACUUUUGACAUUUUUCGCUUCUCUAAUCGGUGGAAGUUGUGUGGCUCUUACCAUGCAACCAUUUGAUGUUUUAGCAACGAGAUUGUACAAUCAACGAACGGACGCAGCUGGAAAAGGGAUGUUAUACAAUGGACUUUUGGAUGCGUUCAUUAAAAUAUUACGGACAGAAGGACUGACUGGUUUAUACAAAGGAAUUUUUCCAACAUGGAUGAGAAUAGCACCGCACACCGUACUAUGUUUAGUUUUUUAUGAAAAAUUAGAUCAAUUGUAUAACAAAUUUUGAAAUCAACAUUUAUAAACCUUAAUUUUAAAUUUCGUUACAUGCGUAUUGUAUAUUAUACUAGUAAGAAAAAUGUUGUAAUUUUAAAAGUAUUGCAUAAAGUAUGAUAUAGCAAAAAAGAAUAAAUUAAUUUCUUACACGGGCA
Messenger RNA from Osmia bicornis bicornis, 1333 nucleotides. RefSeq names its product solute carrier family 25 member 35-like. The transcript is spliced from 5 exons. The coding region runs from base 253 to 1191 and encodes 312 amino acids. Lineage: Eukaryota; Metazoa; Arthropoda; Insecta; Hymenoptera; Megachilidae. The record is from RefSeq and is a predicted model, not a curated record.